CACCACGGUAACUACAUUUACAACUACAUUUACAUCUACAUUUACAUCUACAUUUACAUCUCAUCACCACCAGUCACAAAAAUGGUCUACACAAUAGUCGUGCACCUCCGCGCCAAGCCCGGCGCAGACAACAUCGCCAAACUGCACGCCAAGCUCAACGAGGCCUCUGCCAUCUACUCCAAGGACCGGGAGACCAUAUCCUGGUUCGUCAUGCAAUCGAUCCACGACCCGCAAGAAUUCACCAUCGUGGAGCGCUUCGAGAACGAGGGGAGCCAGAAGUACCACCUGGAGAACCCGUACUGGAAGACCUUCGACCCCUUCGUGGUGCCUCUGCUAGAGAAGCCCAUGGAUUUGCGACGGCACGAGGAGUUAGUUCCUAAGGCUGGCGAGGAGGCUCUGCUGAAAUAGAUUACUGAAUGGCCAUUCAUCAUGAAGCGGGCCGGUUACUUAUGGCUGUGCCAUAGAUGGGUUUCAUGUUUGCUUCAUGAGAGUGAGAUAUAUGAGACAUUGUUACGUAUCUCAUUCAA
Messenger RNA from Daldinia decipiens, 527 nucleotides. RefSeq lists its product as uncharacterized. The transcript has 2 exons. The coding region runs from base 82 to 408 and encodes 108 amino acids. The record is from RefSeq and is a predicted model, not a curated record. Lineage: Eukaryota; Fungi; Ascomycota; Sordariomycetes; Xylariales; Hypoxylaceae.